Molecule: messenger RNA, 1743 nt
Organism: Fusarium poae
Lineage: Eukaryota; Fungi; Ascomycota; Sordariomycetes; Hypocreales; Nectriaceae
Exons: 5
Coding region: 1-1743 (580 amino acids)
Biological process (GO): DNA-templated transcription
Molecular function (GO): DNA binding; zinc ion binding
Source: RefSeq, a predicted model, not a curated record
AUGGAGAGCGUAAUUUCAUAUGUCCCAUGUGUCAGCGUUCCUUUACCCGCAACCUCUCGUCCGGUACAGGAUGUCCAAGAGGUCAACGCGCCUUGUUCCAUCACACCCCCUCUAGCGCUUGGGAUAUCUCCAUUUGAUGAAAUUAGAACAGCGUUUAAGCGAAUCGCCAACGAUAUCCGAACAGCUAAGAUAUCUUUUGCCGAGCCUACGCCUGUUCCUGCACCAGAUCAUCCAUGGAUCGAGGCGAAUUCAAGAGAAUAUUUUGGUCGACUCCAUGAGGCUUGGCCUAUUUUGCAUGCUCCUUCUUAUACGAUUGGUAUGGAAGACUCAUUUAUCGUCGCGACGUCUGUGGCUAUGAUAAGUUGCUGGUUGAAAAAUCCGGAUGAGUAUGGAGAGGUGGUGAUGGAGUUGCACGAGACUCUUAUGAAUGCAGCUUCUGAAUACAUUUCAAAUACGAUAUGUCGACAUGAAAUUGACAAACCUUGGCCGAUAGAAGCAUAUCAAGCCAUCGCCCUCCAAAUUGUCUUUGCCUUUUACCACGGUGACAAGAGAUUAAUCGCAAAAGCAUCUCUGCUACGAGGCACACUCAUCAUGUCAAUGAGAGAAAUCGAUUUUUUCAACAGCGAUGGCUCAGCAGAGCAACAACGAAUUCAUUACCCAGGAACAUUUGUCCCAUGGCUAAUGACAGUCCGUGAGAAAUGGAAACGGUAUUUUUCCUUCGACCUUGCAGACUACAAAACGGAAGCUCACAAAUUCAGAAUCAUCGUCUCGCUCUACAAAAUCGACGCCUAUUACGCUUUAGCGCACUUCCAAGCUCCAACUCUCUUUAGAGAAGAACUCGACAUCACCAUGCCCGCCACUUUCUCCCUCUGGAACGCUUUUGGUUUAGACAUUUUCUUCAAACGUCUUCCCUUUGAACCAACUGACCGAUCAAACUUUAAAAUCACUGAAAUCUGCGCCAACCCAAAUACUCCCGCCAAGUCUCUUUUACUACUGGAAGAUGUCCACCUCGCUAUGUGUGGUUUAUCACCCGCGAUAUGGAACCACGCGCAAAUCGUGCGAAGAAGUGCUGAGGCAGGACGCUCUACUCACAAUUCAACGGCGUCGCUUGCGUGGCAGCUGGAAGCGUGGAAAGCUGAUGUUGAGAGACUACAGCACCAGUGUUUUCAAACCUUUCACGAUCCGGGCAUGGGCGAGUUUCCGUUCAAGGCUUAUAUCGCGGACUUUGACGAUAAUAUACCAAGGGCAAAGGCCGCUGCCAUGAUACAUGUCAAAUGCUUAACUUCGGAUUGCAUGAUGAUUUAUCAUCUACAGAGCAUUCAGCUAUAUUCCGACACGCGGGUCAUUAACACUGUUGCCAAAGCCCACACCUCACCUGUUCUCACAGACCGCGAACCCACCGUCCGACCACGCCUACAGAAGAUUCACAACCAAUUGAGUCUCUGGACGAAAACACCAGAAAGUCGAAAAGCAUUACUGCAUGCCCUGGCAGUGCUCAUAGAUUGCGAGACAGCUCUGGAAUCCAACUCGCCUCAGACGCAAUCCAUUGAUCCAGCUGCUUACCUCGCCAUCUCCAUGAGCGCCCUUGUAGUAUGGGCGUGGCUUUUGUUCAGCGAGGCAGCUUGCAUGUGUGUUCCUAGUCUGAACCACAUCAACAUUGGCGUCGAUCCACCAGAUCUGCAGAACACCAAUACGGCGAGAUUGGAAACAUGGGUACAGGCUGAUGGGACAGCGGCUGUUUAA